AUGCUCUCGCAUGUUGUGUAAUCAUUCCGUUGCGCAUCGAUAAUGUUUCUGUUUGCGCAGCCUUCCACGGCGAUAUGGUUGCUGUUGUCUGUCGCGCUGGCGGGGUACGUGGUGAAGAAGCACCGUGAAUACCGCCGCCUUCAAACGUUCCCCGGUCCUGCCAGUACGGGAUGGUCCGAGGUGCUGCAUAUCCGCGCAAUCCUAAGUCGACGUUCGCAUGUCUGGUAUAAGCAAGUCACCGACCAAUAUGGCCCCAUUGCCAGGAUCGGGCCCAAUGAGCUGAUCACGUCGUCGCCAGAUGUGCUGGCGCGCAUGAGCGGAGUACGCUCACCAUACACUCGGUCGACAUGGUACUAUGCUGCGACGCGCAUGGAGGUUGGAAAAGACCAUGUCUUCAGUCUACUUGACGAGGCCAAGCACACCAAGAGACGUCAGCAGAUGGCCUCUGGAUACUCUGGCAAGGAGAACCUCUCGCUGGAGUCGGACAUUGACGAGCACGUACAGCAAUUUCUGAGACUAAUCAGGUCAAAGUAUCUAUCCACUCCCACUCAAUAUAAGCCCGUGGACCUUGCGAAAAAGAUACAGUACCUCACUCUUGAUGUCAUCAGCAAGAUUGGAUUCGGAAAAGCAUUUGGAGACCUCGAAGCCGACGCUGAUCUCGACGGUUACAUCAGCUCAAGCAGAGAUGGCAUGUUUAUCAUGAAUCUCAUAGCUGGUCUCGGAGUAACACAAUACUUCCAUUGGUCGCCCAUUGCGCGCCUUAUCGGACCAUCAGAGAAAGACAAGACUGGUUUUGGCAAGAUGAUGACCGUAGCGCGUGAGCUCAUCGAUUCGCGACUGGAGAAGCCAACCGACAGUCGCUCAGACAUGCUCGCGUCCUUCAUCCGCCACGGACUACCGAGAGACGACCUCGUCACCGAAUCUGUACUCCAGAUCUUGGCUGGAUCGGAUACCACUGCGACGGCGAUUCGAGCGACCAUGCUGUACCUGAUGACACACCAGCGGGUAUACAGGUGUCUCCAGGCGGAGAUUGACGCAGCCGUAUCGUCAGGUCAUGCAGCGCCUGCACCUAACAUUGUAUCUGACGAUACUCUGAGAAGCCUACCAUAUCUGACAGCCGUGGUGUACGAAGCGUUCCGCAUCCAUCCUCCUCUUACUGAUAUCGCGCCGAAAAAGGUACCCCGCGGCGGGGACACGGUGGUUAUUGGUGGCAAGGAGCAUUUCCUGCCAGGCGGCACGAAUGUCGGCUAUAGCGUCUACGGCCUACAACGCGACAAAGACCUGUUCGGCGAAGACGCAGACUAUUUCCGACCGGAGCGCUGGCUGCUCGACGAAAGCGCCGACGGCGCGCAGCAGGAACAUUUGGCUGCGAUGAAGCGCACGACGGAGAUGAUUUUCGGGUCCGGAAAGUACCAAUGUCUUGGUAAGCCGAUCGCAUGGCUAGAGACUAGAAAGGUUAUCUUUGAGUUUCUUCGGCAUUUUGACUGGGCCCUGGCGUGUCCGGAGAAGCCAUGGUCGUCUGCAAACUACCACGGAGUCUUCCUUCAAGAGGGCAUGCGGGUUAUAGUUACUGCGCGAGAGCACAGAGUGGAAUGAAUAUCGACUUGAUCCU
This is a messenger RNA of Pyrenophora tritici-repentis Pt-1C-BFP, 1612 nucleotides long. RefSeq names its product CypX, Cytochrome P450. Gene Ontology annotation, molecular function: heme binding; oxidoreductase activity, acting on paired donors, with incorporation or reduction of molecular oxygen; iron ion binding. Lineage: Eukaryota; Fungi; Ascomycota; Dothideomycetes; Pleosporales; Pleosporaceae. The record is from RefSeq and is a predicted model, not a curated record.